AAGAGAAGAGAAGAGAAGCGAAGAGAAGAGAACCAGAUUCUCGACGGUGCUCUCUUAUUCGUGUUCUUCUUGUUCGUUGUUCCGAAAGUCCAAAGAAAGAAGAAGCGGCGAAACGAAAGGAUGUCCUACGACGACGUUGAGAUUGAGGACAUGGAGUGGAACGAGGAGUUUCAGGCGUACACGUACCCUUGCCCUUGCGGCGACCUCUUUCAGAUCACCAAGGACGAUUUGAAGCUCGGCGAGGAAAUCGCUCGCUGCCCUAGCUGCUCCCUCUACAUCACCGUCAUCUACAACAUCGAAGAUUUCUCCGAUCACAAUCGCAACAACAAACCUCUCCAACCUUCAAAUCCCCAAUCCCUCACCGUUGCUUGAAUUUUCAGGUGUCCUGGAACAAGUUUUGCCACAGCUUUUGACUUAUUGUAGCAUGCACAGGUCUUGCUUUGCACAUAGGAAUUCUUGUUAUUUGAAAUGAAAAGGGAGAGAUAAGCGACACCAGAGAUUAUAUAGUACAGACUACAGAAAGAGCCUAUCAUUUCUGUAUCAUUGUUAUGUGGGAAAUUAGCUUAAGCUUUAGUUAUUGAACUUGGUUGAACUUUUGAUAGGACAUCGAUUCUUAUAAAAUAAACCAUCAUUGGUAUAUUAUAAUCCCACGGCUAAGAGGAUGGAAUGUGAUUAUUUAUGAACCUUUUAUUUU
Arachis stenosperma is the source of this 694-nucleotide messenger RNA. Its product is annotated as diphthamide biosynthesis protein 3-like. Gene Ontology annotation, biological process: tRNA wobble uridine modification; protein histidyl modification to diphthamide. Bases 121 to 372 code for a protein of 83 amino acids. Gene Ontology annotation, cellular component: cytosol; nucleus. The transcript is spliced from 2 exons. The record is from RefSeq and is a predicted model, not a curated record. NCBI's taxonomy places the organism in Eukaryota, Viridiplantae, Streptophyta, Magnoliopsida, Fabales, Fabaceae. Gene Ontology annotation, molecular function: metal ion binding.